Molecule: messenger RNA, 1472 nt
Organism: Eupeodes corollae
Lineage: Eukaryota; Metazoa; Arthropoda; Insecta; Diptera; Syrphidae
Gene: Hpf1
Product: histone PARylation factor 1-like
Exons: 1
Coding region: 124-1422 (432 amino acids)
Biological process (GO): regulation of protein ADP-ribosylation; DNA damage response
Cellular component (GO): nucleus
Molecular function (GO): histone binding; poly-ADP-D-ribose binding
Source: RefSeq, a predicted model, not a curated record
AAAAAAUGCCGACUAUAUUAUUUUUCUGCAGAACACAACCGGUUGUAUCUUGUAUAAAAAAGCAAUUUCGCAUUUAGUUGUUAACAUUCUUGGCAUAAUUUCUUUGUUACACAGUAAAAAAACAUGAAUAAUAAACCAAAAGAGGACUGUAAAUAUUGGGAUAAAUGUUAUCAAAGAAAUGAGCAUCAUUUAAAAAGCUACAAUCAUCCAAAACCUGAGGAAACAGAGGAAAAAGAAGAACACAAAAACAACACACCCGGUAACAAUAAAUCUCCAACAAAAGCAAACAGCAAUGGAGAUGAUGUUCCUGAAGAAACUAUGGCAGAAUCAGGUACAGCUAAAGUCCAGCUUGAAAAGAAAGACAAGACUCCAAAGAAAAGGCGUUCCUCAGAGGCUUCCGCUGCAAAUGAUGGCAAAGAAGAAGUAAGUGUUCCAAAGAAAAACACCGCCAAACGCUUGUGGGAUCAUUCCGAAUCGAAUGCUACUGAAACAGACUCGUCGUUUAUUCAUGAGAAAUUCCUUGUCAAAAUGCCAAAGGAUUUCAAUUUGUUUUGGAAAUUUGUUACAUCCUAUCCCAAAGGUCAAAUGUCAUUCAAGAGCUUCAAUGCAGAUCUAGUAGGUCCUUAUGAUUUCUUGGCGGGAAAAUUUGCCAACGUCGAGAAUAAAAGCCCCGGUGAAUAUUUGCGGCACUGGCGGUUCUUUUAUGAUCCUCCAGAGUUUCAAACGCUCUUUGUUAAGCGAGGAACCGGAAUCCACUAUGGCUACUGGCGUGACGACCCCAAAGACGAGGAAGACUUGCUCAUAGUUCGUAAUGACGCUUCCAAGGGAUGCGUCUUCGAACUCGUCGCCACAAAUAUGUUCGACGCUUUCGCAUACUAUCUGGAGAAAGACUUUCCGGUGACUCCCUUUAAUCACAAGGCUUUGGGAGAUAUGAGAAAGGCGAUAAGUUCAUUUGUGGAGGAGAAUAAAUAUGAACGAAAGUCUCUGGUGGAGGCUAAGUCACAGCGGGCUAGGAAAAUUUGCUCCAAAACAUUCCAUAAUGUGGGCAUCGUUGUUCCAGUGAACAAAACCACAACAGUAGGCUAUCGCCCCUUGAUGGACAGCGAUGCCAACAUCAAGAAAAUACUCAGUGCUUUGGACAAGCCAGGCGAGUCUUCAAAAGAACAAGCAAAGGAGAUAGUAAUGGAAAAGCUGCAGCCCAUCAUAACAGCCUCAGUAAUAGCUCUGGAUGAGUGUGAUUUUGGGACCAACCUGGAACUAGGAAUUGACCUUUUCUGCUCCGGACACAAAGAAUUGCACGAAAUUGUUCAGAAUCUUCUGAACCCCGCCUAUAAGCUGCUUGGACGGCCACAAUACAUGGCGAUUCUGAAGGCACAUUUGGCCAACAGAAGCAAUAGUAAUAAACUCAGUAUUUUAGAUUAAAGUUGUUGUUAAAAUGAAAAUGUUUUAAAUAAAAUGAAUUUUUGUUGUAA